AGUAUUGCACUCCUGCACCGUAGCGGCUUGUGCUAAAAGAGUGAGCAACUCUGUGGCUCGAUUUAGCUCAUGUGAAAGUAACAGCUUUCUUUAGAUUUCUGAUACCACGUAGGGAAAUUAAAUGGGUGACAGACGGGGUUUCUAUAUGCAUAGCCCAAGGCACAUUGGAGUGAUUUUUUCUCUUUAUUGUUUAGUCGAUUAAACUGUUAAGUCAACCAAGACAAGCCUAGGCUAUAACCGAGAACCUCGCGGGCUGACAGCAAGACGUUUCGCUGUGGACAGCGGCCUUACAGGGAAGAGCGAUGGGGAGGAGAAAGAUCCAGAUCUCUCAGAUCAUGGACCAGCGCAACAGACAGGUGACCUUCACCAAGAGGAAGUUCGGCCUGAUGAAGAAGGCCUACGAGCUGAGCGUGCUCUGCGACUGCGAGAUCGCCCUCAUCAUCUUCAACGGCUCCAACAGGCUGUUCCAGUACGCCAGCACCGACAUGGACAAGGUGCUGCUCAAGUACACCGAGUACAGCGAGCCGCACGAGAGCCGGACCAACGCCGACAUACAGGAGACUCUGCACCGGAAGAGGCUGGACGGGCAGGAUCUGGACCGGAUCGACAGCCUGCAGGGGGCAGCAGAGAGGAUCCCUCAGCUCAGCACUGGCAUGGGAUUUUCUGUUGCACGGCAACGAUACUAUGCUCCCUCUCCAUUUCCUGUUGACCCCCCGUACUCUGGGGGGGUCUGUGAGAACUGGUCGGCCAGGGGCCACUCCCCCAAACCCGGCCUGCUGCCCCACAGACCCCCGCACCUCCACAAACCCCCCGCCUCCAAAUUGGGCUCCUCAACCCCCACCGGGGCCCAGGCCCACCCCACGCUCAUGCCGUCCCACUCAGGUAUUGGCUGCUCAUUGUACUCCCAUGGCAACCUGAGCCUAGGCCCUGCAAACCGACGAAUGGAGGCGCAGCCUCCUCCAGGGGACAGCCGCGCCAACCUCAGCACCGCGCAGAGGGCGCUGUAUCACAGCAUUUACCCGGGAAACCACAUGGCUGCCAUGGAGAAAGCAGGCCUUUUGGGGCACACGCUAGGGGGGUACAGGGUACCCACUCCUGAGUACACCCACCCAGGCUCCGCCCACUCUGCCAGUUUUCAGCGCAGUGUCGCGGGCACCUGGCGGCUGUCACAUGACCCAGAAGUGCAGGGGGCUCUGGGAGGUCUAGGGAUGUCGAGUGGCGGCUGCUCCUUCCCGACGCAGGUCGCCACGGCAACCCUGCCCGCUCACCCCUCUUCGUCUCCCUCUCCCCCGCUCGGCCUCAACAUCAAAUCGGAGAGGGCCUCCCCGGAACAGGCCUGCGCCCCGGCCACGCCCCCUUCGGGACAGCGGUCCAACCCGGAGCCGUAUCCACUCAGAGGGAGGGAGGAGCCCCACGGAGGAAGCCCCGCCUUCCUGCUCGGCUCUGCCAAGUCCCUAACGGAGGGAAGAGGCGGGCUCAGAGUUAACCAAUCAGAGUCCGUGCCUGAGGGAAGAGGCGGGCUCAGAGACAACCAAUCAGAGAUUGUCGAUGGUUGGCAAAGGUAGUAACCUAUCUUCAACAUAGCAAGCCCAGUUUUGUAGACUGGGCUUUUUAUGUUGAAUAAAAAUAUUUCAUUAAGAUCACAUAUUAAAAUGAAUAGCUUAUUAAAGGUAUUGGUAUAUUUUCAAAGGGAAAUGUAAGUGCUAAAUGCCUGACUAGCAGUCAAGAGCAUACAAAAUAUAGUCCAGUGCUGAAUAUUCUUGCUCAGGGAAUUUUCCUAUUUUGCUCUAUAUAUACAGAUAGAAAUAGUGCAGUUUCUAUAAACUUUGACCACCAUGUGAAGGCACUGAAUUUCUGGGGCAUUUAAUUUUAUUAACUUUUUUUUAAAUGGUACGGGUUUUGAAAAAAACAAACAAAAAAAAAACAACUUUUUGUCAUAACUAGGAUGAUCAAAGUGAGAAUCGACUUCUCUUUUUUGCGGGGACUCAGAGUGGGCGGGGAUAGAAUUACACAGGGGGUGGCCAAUCAGCUGUGAGUUAAGGUAAAUGGGAGUGGCCAGAUUGAGAGAACCAUUUUAAGGCACCAGGUUUAGCACCCUUACUAUUUCUAAUUAUACAUGCAUGACGUAUGUGGUGGAAAUUACCUUAAUUUCGCCCGGUCGGUGAGAAGAGUCCAACAGACUUGCACACAAUAUUCUGUUCAAAUACCUUUAUUCAGCCCAAUAGGAGAAUCCACACAGCGCCACAACAUGUCUGUAUGAAAGCUCCCAGAACAGGCGAAAAGCCAUUCAUUUUAUACAGUUAAAAGUAGGUGAAAGGCGGGUUCUGGAAUUUUCCCAAAACCUGUCUGUCUCAAACUGUUCUGCAGCUUGUGUCUGAUUGGUUAAAAACAUUGGAUUUCUGAGAUACAGACUUGUUUAGACGUUCUGACUUCUUCAAGGCUAUCAUGUCACAGUGACUAAAAACAAUGGAGAAAUACAGAGAUAGUGUUCUGGGGAAAACAGGAACACACACGGGAGGGGCUAUGCAUUCCCAAUAAUUCUCAGUUAGACAGAAAAUAAAUUUUAAAUGAUUUCUUAAGGUUAUAUAAAAGCGAGUAAAUAUGUAAACAGUAAUUUCUCAUUUUUCCCUUACACGUAUCGCAGGAUCUUUAAUGGCCUUUGUAAGUGAUGACCUUGCUGUACAAUUCCAGUUGUGAUUCCAGUGCUAGUUUGUACUUGGUAGGAUUCUUGUUUGCUGAACAGCUUACUCUACAGGGUUGGAGUCCUGAUCGAUGUGGUCACUUCUGGCACUACGAUCCUUACUUCACUCUAGUGUUUCUUUUGCACCUCUACAUCGUGAACCAAUGCACUUGUUGUAAGUCGCUCUGGAUAAGAGCGUCUGCUAAAUGCCUGUAAUGUAAUGUACGACUGAACCCAAUAUCUCUAGUCUUGUCUGAAAGGCGUUUUUGCUUAGAUCGCUGUGAGGAAGCUCCGUUGUUUCAAAAUGUCGCUCAUCUGGGAGGUCCCCUGCAUUCAGCCAAUUUAUUGCCUGCAAGAAAGUGAAUUCUUUUAGGACAGAAAUUCCUGAUUUGCACUUUCAUUUAUAAUAAAACUUUUUUGUAAAAUUAUUUGAUUUUUCACGUGGUUCAUGUUAGAUAAGAAUUGUUUAAAAAUGUUAUUUCAUCCAUAGAUGAUGUAGAUGCCCUGGUUAUGCACUUGAAUACUUCUCAUCCUUCGACAGGGUCAUGUAUUUUUCACACCGGAAAUCAGUUUUAAGACUGCAUCAAAGAUUCUGUUGAUUUCCCGCGUGCAUUCAAACAAGUGUUUUCUGCACAUACUAUUACAUUUUAAUUGUCGAAGCCCUAUUUGUACCACACCUGCUUGCUUUGCACAACUGUACAAAACGCUUGCCAUUUUUUAACAGCAAUAAAAUUGUAUUUAUACAUUUAAAA
Messenger RNA from Anguilla rostrata (American eel), 3432 nucleotides. Its product is annotated as myocyte-specific enhancer factor 2B-like. The record is from RefSeq and is a predicted model, not a curated record. The transcript is spliced from 9 exons. NCBI's taxonomy places the organism in Eukaryota, Metazoa, Chordata, Actinopteri, Anguilliformes, Anguillidae. Gene Ontology annotation, molecular function: RNA polymerase II cis-regulatory region sequence-specific DNA binding; DNA-binding transcription factor activity, RNA polymerase II-specific; protein dimerization activity. The coding region runs from base 303 to 1565 and encodes 420 amino acids. Gene Ontology annotation, biological process: positive regulation of transcription by RNA polymerase II.